Ectocarpus siliculosus is the source of this 1402-nucleotide messenger RNA. The record is from the annotation of a GenBank genome assembly. NCBI's taxonomy places the organism in Eukaryota, Phaeophyceae, Ectocarpales, Ectocarpaceae.
UCGGUGUUGCGGUGUUGCAACGGACCACCACAUAAUACCGGUCCCUUCUUCAGAACGAACACUUUGCUCUUACCAUGCACACCACGCACAGCAGUGGGUGCAGGAGAGGAACACCGCGUUUCUCGCGGUUGAAGCCUGGAUGGAAAGCCGCGCAAACGCUGGCAGGCACCCACCCACGCGCACGGACUGCCUAUAGUCUCUCCUAUUGCCGUCGUUGUUGCACGAGCUCGUGCAUCCCUGCUCCAGUCCAGCAGCCAACAAGUUCUGGAUCUAGCGUCAGGAGUUCAUACCCCCCCCCCCGCCACUGUCAAGAUAGAGUCAGUUCGAAACCCCACGAAUGCAAGCGGCGCGUGUGGAAGUUCGCCGCUGCUGUCCAUGCAUACGACCACCUUCAAGAAUCACCUCUGUCCGGUACUAAAGGGGAGCGGGCAUAAGCUGCGUGAGGUUGUACAUAGGGGCCCCGGCUAGGGUUUGGUGUUUUUCUGUGGCCUUCCGCAACAUGGCCAUCAUAGGUCGGGCUCCGAUGCAGAUUUUUUUGCGCGGGCCACUUCGGGUGCUCUCAAGUCGGGGGGUGGCUGGCCGAGCGCCCCCGGAAGAACCUCCGUUCCCGUGGAGGUGCGACAUGCUAGCCGACAAGGCGGCUAUCGUGACAGGAGGUAGCGCGGGCAUUGGUGCGAGUAUCACCGAGGCACUGCUCCGAGCAGGUGCUUCCGUCGCUGUUCUCGCGAGGAGCCGGUCAAAGUUCGACGGCCUCCUUCCUGUUCUCGAGGAGAAGAAACUGCCGGUCGACAAGACCCACUUCAUUCCAAUCGAUCUGUCCAGCACGGACGACAUCAGGCGAGCAGCCGUCGAAGCAAAUGACUGGGCGGGCGGUUGCGCGGACAUCCUCGUCAACAACGCUGGCGUGGCCACUAUAGCCCCCAUUCUCGAGGCCACCAUCGAGGACUGGGACUGGACCAUGAACGUGAACGUUAGGGCGCCCUUCAUCAUGGCCCAGGAGUGCGCCAAGAGGAUGAUCGCGCGCGGCAAGGGAGGAAAGAUCGUCAACACCUCAAGUACAGCGUCUCGCUUCGCACUGCACGACCACGCUGCGUACUGCACCAGCAAGGCGGCCAUCAAUGGUCUCACAAAAGUGAUGAGCGCGGAGUGGUCCAAGCACGACAUCAACUGUAAUACCAUCGGCCCCACCAUCGUCUUGACUGACAUGUGCACCAAAGCGUGGGGCAAGCCGGAGAAGGGCGACCCCAUGGUGGACCGCACCCCUCUCGGCCGUUUUGCGGAGCCCUGGGAGAUGGCACACGGCGUGGUGUACCUUGUCAGCCCGUCCUCCAUCCAAAUGUGCGGGCAGAUGCUCCUCCUCGACGGUGGCAUCACCACCACCGGUACUCCCUGCGGGGUGUAA